Rotaria sordida is the source of this 807-nucleotide messenger RNA. The record is from the annotation of a GenBank genome assembly. Lineage: Eukaryota; Metazoa; Rotifera; Eurotatoria; Philodinida; Philodinidae.
AUGAAUCGAUGUCAUAGUAAUCUUGAUGUGCAUCAUAGUCGUCAUUUAUCUUUACAUAAACCUGGCUUAAUACCAAAAUCAUCUCGAAAUAUUUCACCGAUUACGCCAAAUCGUCAUAAAUAUGAAUUAAAACAGAAAAUUUGGCCAAAACAAACAGUUGAAUCAUGGUUUCAAAAUCAUUCAUCUGAUGAACGUCGAGCUGUUUAUAGUUUUCUUAAUACACUUUAUGAUCAUGAUGGUCAAAAUCAAAUAGAAGACCGAUCAUCAAUUGGACGAUGUCGAAAAUCACCUAGCUUACGAUGUCCUAGCGGAGUAAAUACGCCUGCUAUUCAUACAUCAAAUUAUUCAUCGCAACAACGGAUGUCAAACAAUGGUAGACAUGAAAGUCGAGCAUCGAAACGUGAUCUUGGAGAAAUUCUUGAAUCAUUAGAAAGUUUUCGUAAGUCACCACCAUUUCAAGAAAAAGGUAUUCAAACAUCAGCAACACCAAUCACAGUUCCAUUACCUGAUGUCAAUGAAACAAAAAAUGGUCGCAAAACCGCAAAACAUAUAAAACGUUCAGCAACAUCAUUGGAUAAGUAUACCGAAACAGUUCAACCUCAAAAUUCAACUGAUAAUAAUGCAGAUGUAAAUGAUAAUGAAAAUAAUAAAACAAGCCGACGUUAUUUAUCUCAAACAUGGCGUGUAAUAAAUCCACGUGAAGAUAUGGAACUAAAUGCUCGUCCUGAAAAUAAUAUAUCAUCAUUUUUUAGUUACACAAAAAAAGUAUAUCCUGAAUAUUUUUUUAUUCAUCCUGAUUGGUAUUAA